This is a messenger RNA of Closterium sp. Naga37s-1, 597 nucleotides long. The record is from the annotation of a GenBank genome assembly. Lineage: Eukaryota; Viridiplantae; Streptophyta; Zygnematophyceae; Desmidiales; Closteriaceae.
AUGUCUAGUCUCGACGUCAAGACCUCCUUGGACGGCCUUGCUGUGCUCGCUGCAAGGGUUGUGGCGGGCCAUAGUGGACUGGACAAGGUGGUGGAGGGAGUCAAGCUGGCGGGCUGGCUCAUACUGACUCUCCCCUCUGUGUUUUCCAUGCUGCAACAACCAGCAGCACGGCUCAUGGAGGGCAUAGUGGACAAGGUGGUGGAGGGAUACAAGCUGGCAGGGCUGGCGCAGCAGCUGGCGUUACGCGGUUACCACGUGCUGUCGCUGAUGAAGCUGCGCAUGCUCCAUGUUGCCCUUUGCGCUGCGGUGGCUGGCAGCAUGAGUCUCCUCCCCAUUCUCUCCCUGCUCCCAUCCCUCCCCGCAUUGCCUCCCCACGUUUCCAUUCCAGGCUCCAUGCUGCCCUUUGCGCUGCGCUGGCUGGCAGCAGAGCUGCCUCACCGCAUGGGCAACCCGGCCCUCACAUUGGAGCGAUUAUGCACCCUGCAGGCGUACUGCACAGCUAAGGUGGGUGCAGUGUGCAACCCGACCGCAUGGGCAAUCCAGCUCUCACACUGGAGCGACUAUGCGCUCUGCAGGCAUACUGCACAGCACAGCUAA